Messenger RNA from Suillus fuscotomentosus, 315 nucleotides. RefSeq lists its product as uncharacterized. The transcript has a single exon. The coding region runs from base 1 to 315 and encodes 104 amino acids. Lineage: Eukaryota; Fungi; Basidiomycota; Agaricomycetes; Boletales; Suillaceae. The record is from RefSeq and is a predicted model, not a curated record.
AUGGAUGCAGACGUCCCCGAUACUUCGUCCUCCUCUAUUAUAGCACCUCCUCUAUUCUCUGCCGUCCCAGAAAUUGACAAUCAUUCGCACACACUUGAGGACGAAAACGGGGACGCAGACAUCGUUGCUGCGAGCAAGGGUAAGAAAAAGCACAAAGUUGUCUUCUCGGGUGAAGGGGAAGACAACGAUUUCAUUGAGGAAGAGGAACCGAAACUUACAUCGAAGAAGAAGGCACUAUCGAAACCCACCUCCGCUGCAACAUCGAAAUCGAAAUCUAAGGCAAAAGAAAAGCGGUUCUCUCGGAAGUGGACAUGA